AUGUAUUUUCAUUGUUUCAAUAGGGGUUUACGCUUUGAGGGGCUUGUAGCCAUUGCACGUGCUGCUGUUAUCCCCGCUAACUCGGAUUCGGCGCUUGGCCAUUCCGAAAUGGCUCCUAAAGCUAGCCUUUCCAAAAGGAGAAGUGUUCAGGUUCAGGUGACAUUCCUUGAACCCACAGCAGAAUACGAGAAAGUUCAGGUGAAGGAAGAACUUCUGCCAACUCUCAGGAAAGCAAUCAAAGAAACAAUUACGGAAAUCGAGGCGAACGCAGAAGUGUUAUUUUCUAAAGGAAGCAUAACGGCACAGCGUAAUUCAAUCAAUUUCAAGCUGAAAACAGCAGUGUCCCACUAUGAUCAAGGGCAGAUUCUCUUUCUGCAUGGGUCAGACAAAUUCCAGAUUUGGUUAUCUUCGUCGGCCGGGUUGAGGAAUGCUCUUCGCAAUCAAGUAAAACACCAGCCUGCGUCGACGAAGUUGGAAUUGGAGAAGAGUUUUAAUCUGGCUCAUACCAAAACAUUCUCGGUACCCACCAAUUUCGCCCAGUACAUGCCGAAAUCCCAGAUCAAGGUGGCUGGAAAAGUCAUCCCUCCACUACGAUCUCAGUGAGGAUUCUGUUCUUUUCCUGGAGUGCAGAGUAAAUGGGUACGGAAUUCGGAAGGGACUCGGACAUCGUAGGGACAGAGAAUCAGAGAUGAUUGCAUGUAUCGUAUGUAGCAAUGGAUCUGAUUGAAUCUCUAGAAAGGUCGUCUGUGCGAGCAUUGCUUGACGUUGACGUUGAGCUAGAACUAGUGAGCCUGGGCUGAACCAAACAACUACAAACUGU
This is a messenger RNA of Lentinula edodes (shiitake mushroom), 820 nucleotides long. RefSeq lists its product as uncharacterized. The record is from RefSeq and is a predicted model, not a curated record. The transcript has 3 exons. The coding region runs from base 1 to 603 and encodes 200 amino acids. NCBI's taxonomy places the organism in Eukaryota, Fungi, Basidiomycota, Agaricomycetes, Agaricales, Omphalotaceae.